ACCCGCCAUUACGGUCACAUGUCACCAUAACUCAUUGUGUUGUGGAAAAGGUUAUGACUGACUCCGACUUUAGCUGAUUUUGGGAGAAAUUUCAGCCAAAUAAUCGUUGUGAGGUGACCAGAGCUGAGGAUAGGGGAAGCCGCCAUGGCUCAGUUCAACACUGGUGCUAAAAACCCUCCGUGGGCCUCACAAGCCAAUCAGGACCAGCAGCUGCAGUCGUUGCUGAGAGCUCAGCAGGCUGCGAUUGGCUACCAGCAGGGGGUGGGCUUGGCGCGGGCGCAGAACGGAUAGCAACGACGGCCCAGCAGCCUCAGCAGUCUCUGCUGGGGGCCCAGCCCGUGUACGGGCAGACGCUGGUGGGCGGGGUCACGCUCGGCACCGCCCUGGGGUCAACCACGGUCACCCAGGCCGCGUACAACCAGCUGCAGGCUCAACCUGCCCUCUUGCAGCAGCAACAGGCACUGCAGCAACUCCAGCCCCAGACUGUCCAGCAGCAAGCCGUCCUGCAACAGCCCGGCCUGGCCAUCCCACCACGCUGUCUGCAGUACAGCAGCCUGUGCCAGGGGGCGCCCCACAGAUGGGUCAGGGGUCGCAGCUGACGGUGAGUUACCCGACGCCCCGCGCAGCACAGCAGCAGCAGCAGCAGCCCAAGCAGCGUGUCUUCACCGGCUCUGUCACAAAACUGCAUGACAACUUCGGCUUCGUGGACGAGGACGUCUUCUUCCAGCUCAGUGUGUGUAAGGGCAAGACCCCCCAGGUGGGAGACCGGGUGCUUGUUGAGGCCACCUACAACGCCAACAUGCCCUUCAAGUGGAACGCCACCCGGAUACAGGUGCUGCCCAACCAGGUUGUUUCCCUGCAGACGCAGCCCCUUCUGAAGAACCCCCCUGUGAGCGCUGGCCACUCCCCCCUGGUGACCCCCCCUGCGCCGCAGCUGUACCAGGCAGGGGGUCCCGGCAUCACCCCCUCCUCCAUACCCCCCCUGAUGUCGCAGCACACCCAGCCCCCUGCAAACCACCACCACCAGAAGUGGUCCCGGGGACCGCAGCAGGGACAGGAUCAGAAACCCGGCCUGCUGGCUCCGCCCACCCGAGGUCCAAUCGCGCCGGCGCGCCGCCCCGAACCCCCUCCCCGCAUCAGUCGUCGUGACGACAGGGACCGCCGCGACAGGUCACGGGACCGCUCAAGGUCACGCGAGCGCUCGGAGCGACGCCCCAGGUCACGGUCGCCACGGAAACGCUCCCGUUCCCCCCGACGACGGUCGCCGCGACGGGAGAGGAGGAGGAUCGUCCCGCGAUACAUGGUCACCUUCGCCAAGUUCUCACUGGAUCAGAAAGCGGCCAGCGUGGCGGAGCUGCGCCGUCGCUAUGCCAACAUGUACGUUCCCAGCGACUUCUUCCACGCCCGGUUCUGCUGGACCGGCGCCUUCCCGCUCCACCGGCCGUUCCAGAUCGGAAACCCCUCCUCCUUCCACAUCAUGCACAAAGAAGUCGACCCGCUGGAGAAAAACGACACGGUGUUAGAGCCUCCUGAUGCAGACCAUCUGUACAGCGCUAAGGUAAUGUUGAUGGCCUGCCCGUCAGCAGAAGAACUCUACCACCGCUCCUGUGCCCUGGCCGAAGACGCCAGCGACGUCCGCGAAACUUUCCAGCAUCCAACUCGACUCAUUCAGUUCCUCGUCGGCAUGAAGGGUAAGAACGAGGCAGUAGCUAUUGGAGGCCCCUGGUCCCCCUCACUAGACGGACCGAACCCGGACACGGACCCGUCUGUCCUCAUCAAGACGGCGAUCAGGACCACCAAAGCUCUGACCGGCAUCGACCUGAAAAACUGCACACAGUGGUACCGGUUCGCCGAGGUUCGCUACCACCGAGCGGCGGAGACCUACAAGGGGAAGACGAUUCCUGAGCGAGUGGAGACCUCGGUGCUGUUCCUGCCGGACGUGUGGCAUUGUUUACCCCCACGUCUAGAUUGGGCCAAUGUUUCAGCCGGGUACAAAGCCCAGCUGACACGCAAGGUGGCCGAGGAAAAGGCGGAGGAGGCCGGGGAAUCUCAGGAGGAGGAGGAAGGGGGCGACGAUGACGGCGGGAAGAAGGCGCCGACGCAUCACACGGAGCUCGACCCCAAGACCAUGAAGGUUAAUGAGUUGAGAGCAGAGUUAGAGGCCCGUGGGCUGAACUCGAAGGGUCUGAAGUCGCAGCUGAUCGCGCGUCUGACGAAGGCGCUGAAGAUGGAGGUGGAGAAGGAGGAGGAGGAGAAGGAGGCUAAAGACGAGGCUAAGGAAGAGGAAGAGGAGGAGAAGGAGGAGGAGGUGGAGGAAGACAAGGAGAAGAAAGAGGAAGAGGAGCGUAAGAAGCAGGAGGAGGAACGAGAGCGUAAGACCCGCGAGCGGCGCUACACGCUUCCCGAGAAUCCCGCCAUCAUCGUGCACCCCUCCCCCACCGCUAAAGGCGGGAAGUUUGACUGUGCCGUGAUGUCUCUCAGCGUGCUGCUGGACUACAGGGUGGAGGACAACAAGGAGCACUCCUUCGAGGUGUCCCUGUUUGCGGAGCUGCUGAAUGAGAUGCUGCAGCGAGACUUCGCCUUUAAGAUCUACCGAGCUCUGAUGGUGGCACCUGAGCCUAAGAAGGAAGACAAGAAGGACAAAAAGGACAAGAAGGACAAGGACAGCAAGAAGGAGGAGAAGAAAGAAGAGAAGAAAAAAGAAGACAAGGAAGAGAAGGAAGAAAAGAAGGAGGAUGGAGAGGACUCAGAGGAGCCCAAACCCAAGAGGAGGAAAACUGAUGAGGAAGAAAAAGAAGUGAAGAAGGAGAAGGAUGAUGAUAAGAAGGAUGGGGAGGAGGAUGAGGAGGAAGAGGAGGAGGAGGGAGACGACAGCUCAGAAGAUGAAGAAGAAGAUGAAGACAAGGAUGACAAGGAGGGAGAGGAGAAAGAUAAAGACAAGAAGGACAAGGAGGAGAAGCGCGGGAAGGAGAAGAGGAAGUCGUCUCGAGAGAAGGAUCGGCACAGCCGUGAGCGACAGAAGGAGUUCACGCUGGAUAAGGAGCUUCUGCUGGCCUUUGUGUACUUCGACCAGAGCCACUGCGGCUACCUGCUGGACCGAGACCUGGAGGAGAUCAUGCACACCAUUGGCCUGCAGUUAUCUAGGGCACAGAUCCGAAAGCUGGUGCAGAAAGUUGUAACCCGAGACUCUCUGUCGUACCGGAAGCUGACCGACCGACCCGCUGCCGACAAGGACAAACCCGCCGACAGCCUUCCCAGCAUGCCUGAGGACCAGGAGCUCGCCGUCGGUAACAACAGCUACCUGGACGUGAAGGUGAAGACGGAGGAUGUGAAGGUUAAGGAGUCCGUCGGGGAGACGUCUGCGGGGAUGGUGCUGUACAAGGGCGCGACUAUCGACAUCGCCAACCUGCUGUCCCGCCUCGAGCGCUCCGAACGGGACAGGGUCGCCGUGGAGGACAAGGUCAGGGACCAGCAGGCCGACCUGGAUGUUCUGCGGGCGAUGACGUCCUCCAGCGAGGAGACGACCAAGACGCUGGCCUCGGAGCUGAAGGACGUGAAGAAGAAGCUGGCCGACACCUCCAAGACGCUACAAGACGUAGAGAAGACAUGCGGAGCCUACAAGGACUGUCUGGACAAGACGCGGGCGCACCUGGAGGAAACCGUGGGGUCAAUCAAGGUCACGCUGCCCAAGCCAACCUUGGCAGAGGUCAAGGAGGAGGAGAUGGAGACACCCCCCACGGAGAACGGACAGAAGGAAUGAAGCAGGCGGCGGACGAAUGAAGCAGGGGACCAUGCUAGAAGUUACGGGUGUCACCUUACUGAAGUUGUUACGUCCACGUGUAAUCCGAUAGUUUUGUUCUGUAGACUGUUCUGCCAAUUACUGUUGUAAAGUUG
Molecule: messenger RNA, 3894 nt
Organism: Branchiostoma belcheri (Belcher's lancelet)
Lineage: Eukaryota; Metazoa; Chordata; Leptocardii; Amphioxiformes; Branchiostomatidae
Product: cell division cycle and apoptosis regulator protein 1-like
Exons: 23
Coding region: 578-3760 (1060 amino acids)
Biological process (GO): regulation of DNA-templated transcription
Cellular component (GO): nucleus
Source: RefSeq, a predicted model, not a curated record